AUGUUGACAAUUCUAAACAUUUACUUCGCCUAUUCACACAUGUGUGAACACCAAAAAUGCCUCAAAGAAAAGCGAGAAGCCGAGAAACAACGCAUUGAAAAUGAAAAGAAGCUUGAAACGGACUUCGCUGAGUUCAAAAAGACUUUGACUUCAGAACAACAGACUUUACUCGACGAGUACAUCAAAUACGAAACUGAGAAAGACGAGUUUUCUUCUUCAGACGUCGACAAAGGAAGUGACAAAGACGAUGAUAAGUGUAAAAGAAAACGUGAGAAGUGUCCAAUGGAUAAAGAGAGACGACAAAUGAAGAGAAUGUGGAAAUGGCAUAUGAUGAACCAAAUGUAUAACAGACCACCUCCACCACCCAUGUGUUGCCCACCACCUCAAUUUGGAUAUGACCAAAUUGGAUGCGGUUUUGGCAUAAGACCAUUCCAUCAACCAUAUUAUGGGUGCUGCCCACCUCCACCUCCUAUGAUGGAACUUAAUCCUUACGGAUGCAAUCAAAUGUGCUUCCCACCUCCACCACCACCAUUUUUUGGUCGAUUUGGAGGUUGGGAAAGAGGAAGACGACAUCACCCACAAUUGUGA
Messenger RNA from Entamoeba invadens IP1, 588 nucleotides. RefSeq lists its product as hypothetical. The transcript has 2 exons. Lineage: Eukaryota; Evosea; Mastigamoebida; Endamoebidae. The record is from RefSeq and is a predicted model, not a curated record. Bases 1 to 588 code for a protein of 195 amino acids.